CAGCCGUCGCGUAUAUAUUAUAGGUUCAUCCGAAGUUAAUAAGAUUGUCGCUUCGUAAAGAUAGAAAGAGCCGUCGAGAAUGAAGGAUCAGAGAAACCGGAUCGUGCGUCGCCCAAAGAGCAAACUUGGUGUUUAUUUUCAGAGCCAACUUGAUCGGUUUAGGAUGAACCGACCAGCGAUUUGCGGUUUCUUCGCAUCGGGUCGCACGUGCAGUGCUGGUGAUGAAUGUCCUUUCUCACAUAGUUUUCCCAGAAACUCACAUACUGGUUUAAAUGAUCCAAAUCCAGAUCCGGGAACCGUUGAUUUACUGUUUAAAAUGGUUUACAUGGGCCCUUUGGAUCCACCAAGGGAUCAAACCGUUAAAACCCUCUUCAUCCGUCUUCUCAACUCCAAUGUUCACGAGGAGCACCUACGUGAUCGUUUCUCUCCUUAUGGAGAGAUCGAAUCUAUUGUCUACUUUGGCAUGAGAGGUGUGAGUUGUGCUUUUCUCACCUACACAACCCGACAAGCUGCAGAGAAGGCCAUGCUAGAGCACUCCCCAUGGGUUGAUGUCAACGGUCAGAUGCUUAAACUGUUAUGGGGAACACAUCGGAUCCCGAAAGACGCUGAACUAGUUGGAGGAUCUAACGUGGUCAAGAAUGAUGGUGGUGGUUUUGCUUGGGUUAAGGAGACCAAAGAUGUUGUAGAGCUUCCAUACUGGUGCAAACGAGGUUAUGGCAGUUCUGAACAGCUUGGUGGUUGGGGGUUUGAUGGAAGAAGAGGAUGGGAUGCUGGCAUUGGCGGUUCAAACUGGGCUAAAGUGAAUGCUGUUGGUGGAUUUGGCGAAUGCUUAAACUGGGGUAGGGCAAACGAUGGUAUAUCAAGCUCGGGGAAGGACAAUUAUUCUAGUGGGGGAUCUAACUGGGGUCAACAGGAUGGUUGUGGUUUUGCUUGGGGUAGCCAGAACAACAACUAUGGUGGUGGGGGUCCAAGCUGGUCCAGUCUAGGUGAUGCCGGACGAACAGGAGGCUGGGAAACCAACACUGGGGAUGAUGAUGAUGAUGCAUGGGGAUGCAAACCAAACGCAGUAGCGUCGUCAUCAAGUGGAGAUCAGUAAAUAAAAGACCUGAAUUGACUUUUAAGUUGGUCUCUGACUAUCUGUCUCUCUCUCUAUCUACUCUAAGCCCAAGUUUAGUCUUUUGGGGCUCUCUCUUCUUUAUGUUAUGGUUUGAAAACUCUUUGGUUUAUUUAUUGCCGUGACUAAAAAAAGGCCUCUGGUUUUGUAGCCCUUUUGACACAUAUCGGAGUUUCAUCUCCUUAAUCUACUAUGAAUGCUUACUACUA
This is a messenger RNA of Brassica napus (rape), 1323 nucleotides long. RefSeq names its product protein RNA-directed DNA methylation 3-like. NCBI's taxonomy places the organism in Eukaryota, Viridiplantae, Streptophyta, Magnoliopsida, Brassicales, Brassicaceae. Gene Ontology annotation, molecular function: metal ion binding; pre-mRNA binding; U6 snRNA binding. The record is from RefSeq and is a predicted model, not a curated record. The coding region runs from base 80 to 1096 and encodes 338 amino acids. Gene Ontology annotation, cellular component: U2-type catalytic step 2 spliceosome; U2-type catalytic step 1 spliceosome; Prp19 complex. The transcript has 3 exons.